Molecule: messenger RNA, 2717 nt
Organism: Aethina tumida (small hive beetle)
Lineage: Eukaryota; Metazoa; Arthropoda; Insecta; Coleoptera; Nitidulidae
Product: cilia- and flagella-associated protein 58-like
Exons: 10
Coding region: 50-2701 (883 amino acids)
Cellular component (GO): cytoskeleton
Source: RefSeq, a predicted model, not a curated record
UUUAUUUUUACACAUUUUACAUAAAUAUAAGUAACUUUAUUAUUUAAAAAUGGAGGAUAGUGAAAUGGAAGAAGAAGAGGUCUCCGAGGAGGAGCCGGAGGAGAUUUUGGACCCAAACAAUCCCGACGAUGCCUUUAAAAUUUUAGAGAGAGAUUUCAACAAGACUUUAGCCAUUCUAGAAAGUCAGCCCGAUGCCAAACAGUUCGCCGACGACUUUUCGAGAAUUUUCGAAGCAGCGUACCAAUUAAAAAUUAAAGAAUCCACUUUGAGUGGUGAAGUGGCUUCAUUGACGGAAACUCUUAACACUCAAAAUGCCAAAUUACUCCUUGCCGAAGAGUUAGCCAUUAAAGACAAAGAAACUAUUGAUGAACUGAAGCACAAUAUUAUCCAUGUAUGUCGAUUAGCGGAUGCAGCACAUUUCAGGGAACAAGCCGGGCAAGAAAUUAUCGACAACUUGAGGAAAGACAUAGAAGUCCUCAAUGCUGAGAUUGAAUUCAAAAAUAAACUGGCUGCUGAUUCUGAAGAUGCAGGAAAAAGUCAUAAGGAGAGGGAUCACCUAGUCAGAGAAAAAGAAAGACUGACAACUGAAAACAUGUACCUUCAACAAAAAUUAGAAAACUGCCUAAUCUACACUAAAGAAUUGGAGGAGAAAACAACAGAAGCAAAUUUAAAGAUUAACGAACUAAGUGGAUUGUCUGAGGACCAACACAGCGAGAUAGAUCGUAUGAAAAAAUUCAGGGAAAAAUUGGAGGCCGAAAUAGCAUCCCUAAAGUCGUACAUAGAUGAAAAGGAUACCAGAAUAGUUGAAUUACAGGGAGGCAUUACCACGUUGAAUAAAAAAAUUGAGGAGCAAUCCGAACAAAUAAAGACUAAAAAGGCUGAAAACGCGAAACUAACCAAAGACUAUUUAUCAGUAGAGACGAAAUAUUCCAAAUUAUUUCAAGACUACCAAAAGCAACUAAUUACUGUUGAUCAAGCAAAGAGGACCUUACAAGCCAAAAUUUUGGAUCUCAGGGGCGUCUCUGAAGAAGUGAUUCACCUGAAAACCGACAUUGCAAAUUUGACCCUGCAAAAAGACACAUUCGAAAAACAAAUCUACAAACAUGUAACCAACCUUUCCGUUAUGACCAACGACAGAAACGCUCUGCGCCAUAAAAUGACUAUAAUAGACAAAGAAAUUGAAGAUGCCAAAAAGGAAAUUAUAGAACACAAAAGGACAACUGAGGAAGUUUUAAAGGAAAAAAAUAACUUAGCCAAAAUGGUUGUGAAGACUCAGGCGGUCAAUAAAGAACAAGGCAGACUAAUCAAAAUACAACAAAAGUCCAAAGAAAAACUGGAGCAAGAGUUGGACAUGUUCUUCAUGGAAAACAAUAAGCAGAAAAAGGAAAUUGCCUCACUGCAGAAGGAGAAGGACAGAUGCGCAGAAUCCCAAAUCGAACUUACGAAAAAAAUCGAAGAUCUGGUUGAAGAAGUCCGACAGAAAAAGGUGCACAUUUUUGAACUGAACAAAGAAAACGCGGAACUGGAGAACAAAAACAGGCAACAACAAAACUUAUAUGAAGCCAUCAGAACUGAGAGGGCUGCUUUGCAAAAAACUUUAGAGCAAAUAACGGCGGAUGCUGAUGAAGUUAAGAAAAAAUUGAAAAUAACUCUGUUCCAAACUGAACAACUGAAAGAGGAGAUAUCUGGGAAGGAGCAAGAGUUGAUUAAACAGGACACUACUAUGAGAAAAAUCGUAAAGGAAAAAGAAAACCUCAAAGUGGAAGUGGAUAAAGGUUUGGAGAAUAUUCGGAGCCUCAAGGUUGAAAUUAAGGAAAUGCAGGACGAACAGAAAAGGUUACAUCAGACAAUUAUGUCGGGCAACAAAAAAAUUCGAGAACAAACAAAAACCAUUGAGCAACUUAUGAACGAAAGAGACGUACUGGGAUCACAAUUGGUCAGAAGAAAUGAUGAGCUGGCACUAAAUAAUGACAAAAUAAAAAUUUUGGUCACCACUCUGAACAGAGGUGAAGCACAGUAUGACCAGCGUUUAGGUGACAUAAGGCUUCUUAAGAUCGAAGUCAAGAGGCUACGUCAGGAGAAGCUUUUGAUGGAGAAAUCGGUCUGCAACAUAAUAGACUUUAGACAGGAAGUCUUCAGGCUGGAACGAGACUUGACCACCACAAGGUUGAAGUGCCGUGCUCUAGAAGAGGAGCUACAGAAUCCAGUCAACAUACAUAGAUGGAGAAAGUUGGAAGGUUCCGACCCUGACACCGUGGACUUACUGAACAAAAUCAAGAUUUUGCAAAAGAGACUGUUAAAACAAUCGUAUGAAGCGAUUGAAAGGGAGAAACAGUUGAAGGAGUCGGAACAGUUGUACUUGAAGCUCAAGGAAGUGCUGGCUCAUCAACCAGGACCUACUAUCAGAGAGGAUUUGAACAGAGCCUUAAUGAGCAACAAAUCUAAAGAGGAAAAAUUAAAGGUCCUGUUGUCUGAACUGAACAUGUCCGAAUUAAAGGCAGCCGAAUACAAAUCCAAUCUGGAGAAGAUGACGGAGGAACUGAAAGAAAUGAAGAGGAAAUACCUGAACGUGAAAAAGGCCAACCGCGUGAGGCGCAUGACUAUUGAAUCAGCUAGCGAGGUGCCGCAUCCGCCGCGAAACGACGUGAAGUUUGCCGGUGGCGGGUUUAAGAUGUCCGUUUCACAACAACAAAUUAAAUAAAGCGUUAUUAACAAAA